GACUCUUGACCCAACCCAUACCCUGCCUUCAUUCUUAUUAACUUCAAAAAAAUAGUGAAAUCUGAGUAUUAUUAAUUUACCAUUACCACUUCACCAAUCAUUGAUAAAACUUAAAAACCAACCCUUUUUUUCUCUUUAUUUCCAUACAACAAUGACUAGCAACAACAAUGGCAACACUCACAACACCAAAAAUAGUGACAACAACAACUGGUUGGGCUUCUCUCUUUCUCCUCACUCACCUGAGCCUUGUAACUUCAACUACCAAAACAUUUACUAUGGUGGAGUUGAUGGUGGUGGUGGUGGUGGUGGUAUCUACUCCACUUUUCCCAUUAUGCCCCUCAAGUCUGAUGGCUCUCUUUGCUUAAUGGAUGAUGUCACAAGAUCACAAGGGAUGGUAGGAUCAACACCACCAAAACUUGAGAACUUUUUUGGUGGUGUAACAAUGGGGACCUCAGAGUUAGACACUAAUACAAUGUACUACCACCAAAACUACCAUAUUCAACCACAACACAACCAAGAUUACUCUACCUUGUACCCAACACUACAACUACAACAACAACAACAAGUCAACAAGCUUGUUGGUGAUUCAACUUGUGGACUUUACUUACCAUCUGUUGGAGAUCAAGGGUGGGGUGCUGCUUCAAACAGUUACAACCAUUCUGGUAGUGAUGGUGGUUGUUUACAGUCACUUAGCUUGUCUAUGAGCCCUGGUUGUUCUCAGUCAAGUUCUUGUGUCACUAUAUCACAACAACACAUAACUAGUGGUGGUGGUGGUGGUGAUAGUGUUGUUGAGCCUGUGGUGGUGGUGGUGGAUGUGAAGAAAAGAAGGUCUGAGAAGGUGAAUCAAAAUAAGCAGAUUGUGCACAGAAAAUCUUUGGAUACAUUUGGUCAAAGGACAUCCCAGUAUAGGGGUGUCACCAGGCAUAGAUGGACAGGUAGAUAUGAAGCUCAUUUAUGGGAUAAUAGUUGCAAAAAGGAAGGCCAAACUAGGAAGGGAAGACAAGUUUAUCUGGGGGGUUAUGAUAUGGAAGAGAAAGCUGCUAGAGCUUAUGAUUUAGCUGCUGUUAAGUAUUGGGGACCUUCAACUCAUAUUAAUUUUCCGUUGGAAAGCUAUGAACAAGAACUUGAAGAAAUGAAGAAUAUGUCUAGACAGGAAUAUGUUGCUCACUUGAGAAGGAGAAGCAGUGGUUUUUCAAGGGGUGCUUCGAUAUACCGAGGCGUGACAAGGCACCAUCAACAUGGUAGAUGGCAAGCGCGCAUUGGUCGUGUUGCGGGGAACAAGGAUCUUUACCUAGGCACAUUUAGCACCCAAGAGGACGCAGCCGAGGCAUACGACAUCGCCGCGAUCAAAUUUCGCGGCGCAAAUGCGGUUACCAACUUCGACAUAUCUCGUUACAACGUAGAAAGGAUUAUGGAAAGCAAUACCCUUUUAUCCGGGGAACAAGCAAGGCGAACCAAAGACCCCGACCCAAGAAACCAAGCGGCACCAAACCAACCUCACACCGAUGAACCAAAAACCAUCACCAACGAACCCAUCGCAACCAUGUUUCUUGGGGCCCCACAACCACUUUCGGGUUCCAAAUCUUUGACCCCAUGGAUCCCAACCGCAACCGAAACAACAACAACCGGGCCGUUGAGGUCUCAUAUCCCUAUUUUUGCCGCAUGGACCGAUGCGUAGUCGAUAAGGCCACAAGGUAUGGGAUGGUCAUUUUCUUGGUUGUAUUACUUUUGUUGUUGUCUUUUGGAGGGUAGUUUGGAUAUUAUGUAGGAUCUUGUAGGGUUCUAAUUGCUAAAGUAUGAAAAACUAUUUUGAAAAAAA
This is a messenger RNA of Helianthus annuus (common sunflower), 1819 nucleotides long. RefSeq names its product AP2-like ethylene-responsive transcription factor ANT. Bases 152 to 1678 code for a protein of 508 amino acids. Gene Ontology annotation, molecular function: DNA binding; DNA-binding transcription factor activity. NCBI's taxonomy places the organism in Eukaryota, Viridiplantae, Streptophyta, Magnoliopsida, Asterales, Asteraceae. The transcript has 9 exons. The record is from RefSeq and is a predicted model, not a curated record. Gene Ontology annotation, biological process: regulation of DNA-templated transcription.